AGGCUUAAAUCCCAGCACCCACGACGGGGCCGAUCGCUACGGUCUCCUCCCCGCUGCCCCGCUUCCAGAAGCUUCGACGCUCCGCCAUGCGUCCCGCCGUCCUCGCGGCGCUCCUCCUCGUCGCCGCGGCCGCCUCCCCGGCCGCCGCGCUCUACUCCGCGGGCUCCCCCGUCCUCCAGCUCAACCCCAACAACUUCAAAUCCAAGGUGCUGAACUCGAACGGGGUGGUGCUGGUUGAGUUCUUCGCGCCGUGGUGCGGGCACUGCAAGCAGCUGGCUCCCGCAUGGGAGAAGGCCGCCGGCGUGCUCAAGGGCGUUGCGACAGUUGCCGCCCUCGACGCCGAUGCGCACCAGUCUCUCGCGCAGGAAUAUGGAAUCAGGGGAUUUCCAACUAUAAAGGUGUUUGUCCCUGGUAAACCUCCAGUUGAUUAUCAAGGAGCAAGAGAUGUAAAGCCAAUUGUAGAAUUUGCUCUGUCUCAGGUCAAGGCCCUUCUUAGAGAUAGAUUGAAUGGUAAGGCAUCAUCAGGGUCAAGUGGCAAGGCAUCUGGAGGUUCAAGUGAGAAAAAUGAACCAAGUGCAUCAGUUGAACUAAAUUCACGUAAUUUUGAUGAACUUGUCAUCAAAAGCAAGGACCUUUGGAUUGUGGAAUUCUUUGCACCAUGGUGUGGGCACUGCAAGAAAUUGGCACCUGAAUGGAAAAAGGCUGCGAAGAAGUUGAAUGGCCAAGUGAAGUUUGGGCAUGUUGAUUGUGAUGCUGAAAAGUCCUUGAUGAGCAAGUACAAGGUUGAAGGCUUCCCAACUAUUUUGGUAUUUGGUGCUGAUAAGGAAAGCCCAUUCCCGUACCAAGGGGCUAGAGUUGCAUCUGCCAUUGAGUCCUUUGCAUUGGAGCAGUUGGAAGCCAACUCUGGUCCAGCUGAAGUUUCUGAGUUGACUGGCCCGGAUGUCAUGGAGGAGAAGUGCGCUUCUGCUGCCAUUUGCUUUGUAUCAUUCCUUCCAGACAUCCUUGAUUCAAAGGCAGAAGGAAGAAACAAGUACCUUGAGCUCCUGCUUUCUGUUGCUGAGAAGUUCAAAAAGAGUCCAUACAGUUUUGUCUGGACAGCUGCUACCAAGCAACCUGAUCUCGAGAACCAGGUUGGAGUUGGUGGCUAUGGCUAUCCCGCCAUGGUUGCUCUCAAUGUGAAGAAAGGCGCAUACGCUCCACUCCGUAGUGCCUUCCAGCGCGAUGAAAUCAUCGAGUUUGUGAAGGAAGCAGGGCGCGGUGGAAAGGGAAAUCUUCCUCUUAAUGGUGCCCCGACAGUAGUACCAUCGGAGCCAUGGGACGGCAAGGAUGGAGAGGAAAUUGUAGAGGAUGAAUUCUCCCUUGACGAGCUCAUGGGCGAUAGCUCCCCAGUAAAUGAUGAGUUGUGAUUCUGAUGAUUUUGUAACUGAUCUGUCAUGAGCGUGCCGAUUAGCCAGGCUGUAAAUCUGAGGAGCUCUGAUGUUUUUACUUGUUUCCGGUGAACGGCACAAUUUUAGGGUGCUUAUUUUCAGUUUUUGGAUGCUAGAAUGGUUUUAAAUUAAAGAGAACUGAUGUGAUAGGCACGCCUUUUUGUCCCUGAAAUAAAGUCAGUUGUGCUGCAGA
Panicum hallii is the source of this 1620-nucleotide messenger RNA. Its product is annotated as protein disulfide isomerase-like 2-3. The record is from RefSeq and is a predicted model, not a curated record. The transcript is spliced from 9 exons. Gene Ontology annotation, molecular function: protein-disulfide reductase activity; protein disulfide isomerase activity. Bases 87 to 1406 code for a protein of 439 amino acids. Gene Ontology annotation, cellular component: endoplasmic reticulum lumen. NCBI's taxonomy places the organism in Eukaryota, Viridiplantae, Streptophyta, Magnoliopsida, Poales, Poaceae. Gene Ontology annotation, biological process: response to endoplasmic reticulum stress.